Molecule: messenger RNA, 834 nt
Organism: Hypoxylon fragiforme
Lineage: Eukaryota; Fungi; Ascomycota; Sordariomycetes; Xylariales; Hypoxylaceae
Exons: 2
Source: RefSeq, a predicted model, not a curated record
GUCACACAGAAACAUACGGUGUGAUAUGCUAUCCCUUCAUAGGCAGAUAUACGUCUGGUGAUCACAUCUCUGCCACAGCCAAUGGCUUCACACUGUCCAAUAUAUUGGUGGUUCGCGGCUUAGCCAGCCUCUAGGACCCAUCGACAAGCAUAUACAUAUCAGCUGCUUAACUCCCUACCCACUGACUCGAGUUUGUAGUUCCAGACUUCUGAGUAGGAAACUCAAACCACCAAAUCUCCUCAACAUAACUAUAGUGAAAUCUUACUGUGAUUAUCAUCCGAAUUUGUUCAGUCACAUAAGUUCCAGAGCUUUCACUCCCACCUCCGUCAACAUGCUGAUGAAGAACGCUUUCCUUCUGGUAUGCGGUGUAGUGUCCGCCGUGAUGGCACUCCCAUUGAACACUGUGGCCGAUGCUCCCGUGAAGCGGGACGAAGGUGACGUUUUCGAGCCUGGGAGUUUCGCCAAGCGAGAUGAAGGAGAUGUCUUUGAACCAGGCAGCUUUGCCAAACGAGACGAAGCUGAUAUCUUGGAGCCAGGUACCCUUGCUAAGUGAGGUGUAAUUGCUGGACUUUCUGCUUGCUUUGAGCGGCUAGCUCUUUUAAGGCCAGGAAGAACUUCUCUCACGAAGAAUACUACGACAUUCACUACCUGUGUGGUUUUUUGAUUUCAUCAAAGUAAGAGUGCGGCCAGCUAAUGCAGCUGCGGUUUGAGUCGGGUGGGCAAGAUUGAUUGAAUUAUGUUCGUAUAUCGUUAGUUUCGUUACUGUCAUUAAUAAAUGGUUUGAUGAAACUAGGUUCAUGGCUUGACACUUAUGAAUGCAUCGAUAUCUUUAAU